Messenger RNA from Rhipicephalus microplus (southern cattle tick), 1635 nucleotides. RefSeq lists its product as uncharacterized. NCBI's taxonomy places the organism in Eukaryota, Metazoa, Arthropoda, Arachnida, Ixodida, Ixodidae. The record is from RefSeq and is a predicted model, not a curated record.
GAGUCAAAAUAUUUUUGCUGCAAUUGAUUUGUGAGGCAACAAACUCCGACAAUGAGGUAAACUUACUUUGCAGGAACACUUUGCACUGUACAGAGAGCAAAAUGGCCAUUAAAAGUCAUGCGCCUGAAGAUUGUUCUUAAAAGACCACCUGCCAUUCCACAUAACUUUCCAGGCACUCACAUAAGUGUGACUCGUGGUGGCAGCAGUGCCUGCUGGGCAGUGGUCGUGGUUACCCCCAUCAUGCGACGAGCUCAUAACCUCGAGCUGGCAAGGGAGAUCGUCUUUGUUGAUUCGACUGCCUCAUGCGACACCACCAAAUGCACAGUAACAGUGGUGCUGACUGCGACCAAGGCUGGUGCUGUCCCACUCGCAGUACUAAUUCACAAGGAGCAGAGCACCGAUGGCUACCUGGCUGCUUUCAAGCUCCUCAAGGAAGCCCAUCCUCUCUGCUUUGGAGGCCAACCAGCCCCACAGGUACUCAUGAGUGACAAUUCGAGUGCUGAGAAGGCCGCCCUGCAGCAGACAUGGCCGUCAGCAAGGCAGCUUUUGUGCCAUUUUCAUGUGGCACAAGCGGAGUGGCGCUGGCUGACGACAUCUCACAACUCUGUCGACAAAGACCAGAGGAGACGAUUCAUGUCUGCCUUCCAACUGGCAAGUUUUUUUGCAAUCUAGUUGUAACUCUAGCUCUAAGAUACGAGGUGCAUUCGUUGCAUCUGCACUUAGUGAACAAAUUCACAAUGGUCUGCUAUUUUAGCAUUCGUUUCAUGUUUCCAAGAUGAUGGCGCUGGCAUAGCAGCAUAGGUGUAUAAAAAGCACAGCUGUCCUGCAAGGCUAGUGCAUGAAUUACCUUCACUUCCUCGUGAUAUAAUUUGGAGUGUAUGCCGCACAAGAUGCCCUAAUCUGCAGAUGACAACGCAGACAGUAUUUGUGUCCAUUUUAAUCACAUUUAAAAAGUACACCAGUAAACGUCUGGUGGGUUCAAAUGAUUUCGAAUGCCAUAAAAUGAGGCUUGUACAAAUAUUCAAAUGCUUUGAAUAUUCAAAUGAAUAAUGCAGUAAUCAAAUUUGAUUUGAAUCGAAGUUAAAUUGCUGAAAAUUUUGAAUUAUUAAAACGAACAAAAUAGGUGUAUAUUAGUCCACAUGUAACACUCUGUAAAGGUGGUUUCACGGCAGUGGAGGGAUGCUAAACCAUGAAAGCACUUACCCAAGCAUAUUAGACCACAUGUAAAAGUGGUUUCACUGCAGUGAAUUGGUGCUAAGCCGUGAAAACACGUAAUCAAGAGAAAUUCGCACUGCAGCAAAGCCCCACUUCAAGGUUUUAAUAAAGAAUUACAAUGACAUCGAUUCUGCUUUUUUUUGUUUUCAGUUUAAAAGCUCGUUACACAGAUUUAUAUGCUCUAAGUAAAAAAAAAUUGAAACGCAGCAUAUUUUACUGGCUAUUACUUGGACUGCACCAAAAGUCGAAUGCUGCUACAAUUCGAAGUUGUUGCCACUUCCUUUGAUGAAAAAAAAAUGGCCUUUGCAUAGGCCCUGUUUCAAUUUUUAAAGAUCUGUGCAAGUUUGUUUGGCCAUGACAAAUAUGCCCCUUUUUGUUUAUAAUAUGCAAUAUAUAUACUAUUACAAUUCAAUUAGAUAU